GAUUGACGUGGCUACAUAGAAGCCAUCUUGUUUCACCGCUAUAUUUACAGAUUUUAUAUCUGUAAACAUCGGGUUGUAUUUCGUCCUAUAAACAAAGUUGCGCUCAGUAAUAUGAUGUUUAAAAUGCUAUUGACGUUUCUUCUGCUACUGUGUAUUCUGGAUGUAUCGCAUACAGACGAGCACAAUCAUAUUUAUGAAGAUUCCGAGGAGGUUGUUCUUUGGAUGAACACAGUCGGUCCCUAUCAUAAUAGGCAGGAGACAUACUCAUAUUUUUCCCUGCCGUUCUGUGAAGGACCGAAGAAAGAUUUAAGCCAUUAUCAUGAAACCCUUGGAGAAGCAUUGCAGGGAACAGAACUGGAGUUCAGUGGAUUAGACAUUGACUUCAAAAAGGAGCGGACUUCUGUGAAGUUUUGCGAUGUGAAACUGACAGAAGAGAAAUACCAGGCAUUUGUGUAUGCCGUGAAGAACCAUUAUUGGUAUCAGAUGUACAUAGAUGAUCUCCCAAUAUGGGGAAUUGUAGGUGAGAUUGGGGAAAAUAAGGAAUAUGCCAUAUGGACUCACAAGAAGUUUGACAUAGGCUACAAUGACAAGCAGAUUGUGGAUGUCAACCUCACCAGUGAUGCAAAAGUCAAGCUGGAAAUAGGGGCAGAAAUUUCAUUCUCUUAUGAGGUGAAAUGGCACACAUCAGAAGUGAAAUUUCAUGAUCGUUUUGACAAGUACCUGGACCCAAACUUCUUUCAACACAGGAUCCACUGGUUCAGCAUCUUCAACUCGUUCAUGAUGGUGAUAUUCCUGGUAGGCCUGGUAUCCAUGAUACUGAUGCGCACCCUUCGCAAGGACUACGCUCGAUACAGCCGUGAUGACGACAUGGAUGACAUGGAGAAGGACCUAGGAGAUGAGUAUGGCUGGAAGCAGGUUCACGGGGACGUGUUCCGCCCUGCCACGUACCCCAUGCUGUUCUCAGCUCUCAUUGGAACAGGCUACCACAUCACCUUGGUAGUAGUCUGCGUCAUCACCUUCGCCAUUAUGGGCGAGUUGUACACAGAACGUGGCUCUUUAUUGAGCACAGCCAUCUUUGUGUAUGCAGCCACAUCUCCAGUCAAUGGGUAUUUUGGCGGCAGUCUCUACGCCAGAAUGGGAGGCAAGGUGUGGAUCAAGCAGAUGCUAAUGUCAGCCUUCCUGCUGCCCAGUCUCGUGUGUGGCACAGCAUUCUUCAUCAACUUCAUUGCCAUCUAUUACCAUGCUUCCAGGGCCAUCCCAUUUGGAACCAUGGUUGCUGUGACUUGUAUAUGCAUCUUUGUAAUCCUGCCCCUGAACCUUGUGGGGACAGUGCUGGGCAGGAACCUGGCAGGGCAGCCUGACUAUCCCUGCAGGAUCAACGCUGUACCUAGACCCAUACCAGAGAAAAAAUGGUUUAUGGAGCCUAGCGUGAUAAUUGUGCUUGGUGGAAUUUUACCAUUUGGAUCUAUAUUUAUUGAAAUGUACUUCAUAUUCACCUCGUUCUGGGCCUACAAGAUCUACUAUGUGUACGGCUUCAUGUUGCUGGUGUUCCUGAUCCUGGCAGUAGUGACAGUAUGUGUCACCAUCGUCUGUACCUACUUCCUGCUCAACGCUGAAGAUUAUCGCUGGCAAUGGACCAGCUUCCUGUCUGCAGCCUCCACAGCAUGCUAUGUCUACCUGUACAGUUUCUAUUACUUCUUCUUUAAAACCAAAAUGUAUGGGUUCUUCCAGACCAUGUUCUAUUUUGGGUACAUGUGGCUCUUCAGCUUAGCUCUCGGAAUCAUGUGUGGCACGCUAGGGUAUCAAGGUACAAGUUCAUUUGUGAGGAAAAUCUACUCAACAGUGAAGAUCGACUAGUUGUAGUGGCAGUGACAGAUGUGAAUAUUGUAUUUGUGAUAUCUGACAUACUGCCAUUGCAUUGACCUGGCAAGUGUGGGAUUUCCGAAUGCCGGACUACAGUGAAGUGUGUUUAGGCAGGUGACAUUUCUUGACCUGGUUGUCAUGGAAACACUAUAUGUAAAGAAGUGUGAGUCCCACAUAAGCAAUGCUUAUGGUUAAAAUGCAUUGGUACUUUAUAAGUGUAUCAAUAUCAUUGUGGUACAGUCACAAUGCAUUUCAUUUUUGUUGGUUUGAGGCAUUUUGAUUGCCAGCUGCUAUGGAAUAACUGGUGCACUGUGUUUGUCUGAUACAUAUUGAACAUGAUUACAAGUUGAACACUCUGUUGACAGCUAUCUUUUUUAGAUCUUUAACAAAUUAGUAUUACAGAGAAUUUCUGUGGUUUUGUUUCUAUUUCAAAGUGUUUUAAAACAUUUGCUUGUUAUGACAUUUUUCCAUAGAUGCUUAUUUUUAAAAAGAAUUGUGUGUUUACCAAAUAAUAAGGUAUAUAGUAUAUUUUUCGAGUGCAUAUUAUUGUUUCGUUUUAAAAUUGUUUCAUGUUGGCUUAUAUUAGUAGUUCUGUUUGCAUAUUUAUUUAUUUAAUGAUGUUUCAUUCUUGUAACAUCAUAUAUAAAAUUAUAAAAAAAAGUGUAAAUAAUAUUAUAUAUAAUGCAUACUUUACUUUUUAUGCUCCCCCAAAAUUUAGUUUGGAGGGAGCAUAUAGUCGCCGCUUCGUCUGUCCAUCCGAGUGUCAGGGCACAAUUUUUGUCGGGGCUAUUUCUCAGCAACUAAUGACCGGAAUUCAAUGAAACUUUAUGAGAAGCUUCACUACCAAGAGGAGAUGUGCAUAUUAUCAGUGGGUUCUGGUCGGAUGAUUUUUCACAGAGUUAUGGCCCUUUGAAAUUUUCCAUUAACUGUACAUAUAGUGCAAUUCUUGUCCGGGCUAUUUCUCAGCAACUAAUGACCGGAUUUCAAUGAAACUUUAUGCAAAGCUUCACUACCAAGAAGAGAUGUGCAUAUUAUCAGCUGGUUCUGGUCGGAUGAUUUUUAGCUCACCUGAGCAAUUUGUGAACAGUCUUUGUCCGUCGUACGUCUGUGCGUUAACAUAUGUUCGUAAACACUCUAGAGGCCACAUUUAUUGUCCGAUCUUCAUGAAUCUUGGCCAGAAGCUUUGUCCCAAUGAAAUCUCGGUCGAGUUCAAAACUGGCGUGCCGGUCAAAAACUAGGUCACUAGGUAAAAAAAAUGAAAAAAAACUUGUAAACACUGUUGAAGUCACAUUUCAUGCCCAAUCUUCAUGUAACUUUUUUAAAAUGUUUGUCUUAAUGAUAUGUUGGUAGAGUUCAAAAGUGGUUCCGGUCCGUUGAAAAACAUGGUUGCCAGUGGGCGGGGCAGUUUUCCUGAUUUGGCUAUAGAGAAACCUUGUAAACACUCUAGAAGUCACAAUUUUUGCCAAAUCAUCAUGAAAGUUGGUCAAAACAUUGGUUCAAUUGAUGUCUCGGACAAGUUCGAAAAUGGUCGAGAUCGGUGAAAAAACAUGGCCACCAGGGGCGGCGCAUUUUUCUCUAUAUGUAUAUAGUGGCAGUUUUCCGUAUUUGGCUUUAGAGAAACCUUGUAAACACACUAGAAGUCACAAUUUUUGCCCAAUCAUCAUAAAAGUUGGUCAAAACAUUGGUUUUAUUGAUAUCUCUGACGAGUUUGUAAAUGGUCGGGAUUGGUGAAAAAACAUGGCUGCCAGUGGGCGGGGCAUUUUUCUCUAUGUGUAUGUAGUGAAAACAUGUGAACACAGUAGAAGUCACAUUUUUGGCCCAAUUUUCAUGAAAUUUGCUCAGAACAUUUGUUUCCUUGAUACAAGAGUUGAAUUCAAAAAUGGUUCCGGUCAGUUGAAUAACAUGGCUGCUGGGAGGGGGGCAGUUUUCUCAUUAUAUUGUUUUGCUCAUGUCGGUCCGUCCGUCCACCAGAUGGUUUCCGGAUGAUAACUCAAGAGCGCUUAUGCCAAGGAGCAUGAAACUUCAUAGGUACAUUGAUCAUGACUCGCAGAUGACUCCUAUUGAUUUUUAGGUCACUAGGUCAAGGUCAUGAUGACACAAAAUAGUAAAAUGGUUUCCGGAUGAUAACUCAAGAACACUUAUGCCUAAGAUCAUGAAACUUCAUAGAUACAUUGAUCAUGACUUGCAGAUGACCCUUGUUGAUUUUCAGGUCACUAGGUCAAAGGUCAAGGUCACGGUGACCCAAAGCAAUGAAAGUUUCUGGAUGAUAACUCAAGAACUCUUAUGCCUAGGAUCAUGAAACUUCAUAGCUACAUUGAUCAUGACUCGCAGAUAACCCCUAUUGAUUUUGAGGUCACUAGGUCAAAGGUCAAGGUUAUGAUGACCCGAAAUAGUAAAAUGGUUUCGGGAUGAAAACUCAAGAACGCUUAGGCCUAGGAUCAUGAAACUUCAUAGGUACAUUGAUCAUUACUCGUAGAUGACCCCUAUUGAUUUUCAGGUCACUAGGUCAAAGGUCAAGGUCGCGAUGACCCAAAAUAGUAAAAUGGUUUCCGAAUGAUAACUCAAGAACGCUUAGGCCUAGGAUCAUGAAACUUCAUAGGUACAUUGAUCAUGACUCGUAGAUGACCCCUAUUGAUUUUCAGGUCAAAGGUCAAGGUCAUGGUGACCGAAAUUUUAAAAUAUUUUCCAGAUGAUAACUCAAGAGUGCUUAUGCCUAUGAUUAUGAAACUUCAUAGGUACAUUGAUCAUGACUCGAAGAUGACCCCUAUUGAUUUUCAGGUCACAAGGUCAAGGUCGGGGUGACCUGAAAUAGUAAAAUGGUUUCUGGAUGACAACUCAAGAACGCUUAUGCCUAGGAUCAUGAAACUUCAUAGGUACAAUGAUCAUGACUCGCAAAUUACCCCUAUUGAUUUUCAGGUCACAAGGUCAAAGGUCACGGUGACCUGAAAUAGUAAAAUGGUUUCUGGAUGAUAACUCAAGAACGCUUAUGCCUAGGUUCAUGAAACUUCAUAGGUAAUUUGAUCAUGACUCGCAGAUGACCCCUAUUGAUUAUCAGGUCACUAGGUCAAAGGUCAAGGUCACAGUGCCAAAUAAACUAUUCACACAAUAGCUGUCAAGGUCACGGUGACUCAACUUAGAAAAAUGGUUUCUGAAAGAUAACUCAAGAAUGCUUACGCCUAGGAUCAUGAAACUUCAUAGGUAUAUUGAUCAUGACUCACAGAUGAAAUAAUGAUGAAACUUGACCAGGCUGUUUGUCUGGACAAUAUCUAGGUCAAGUUUGACAUUUGUUAAAGAUUGAAUGAACCGACUCCUGUCAGGUGAGUAAACUAGGGCAAUCUUGGCCCUCUUGUUUAUGAUUAUACUGUAUAUAAAGGGAUUUGCAUCCAUCCAUAAACACAAUUUAUUUGGUAGGCUUUAUCAAUUCAACAAAUUUGCUCAUUUUAAAUAUAUUUUCGACACUUACGACACUCUAAGUGCCUGUAGUAAUUGAAUAAGAACAAGGAUUUUUUUGCUGAGGGAGUUUCAUGGUUUGCUUUGUUUGAAAUAUUUUUCUUGUGUUUGAAAAAUAGUAUGUUCGCCUAUCGACAUAAUUUUAAGCACAGUUAACUCACAUUUAUCAUUGGUGUUGAGGAAUGUUUGUUUCGUUUACUUUCAUCAACUUUAAGCUUCAUUAACACACUAGUUAAUUAAAUUCUGGAAACUUAAUGCAGUCAGGUUGUUUGCAGACGUUUUUUAGUCGCAUUUUAGAGGUAUGUUGGCCUACUAUUUUUGUACAUUAGUUGUCAUUUGUAAGUGAGGUACUUGGACAUCAUAACAGCUGUUUUACAGGAGUUCAGAACAUUCACAUUUUGUUUCAUGUAAAAUUUAUUGUCAUCUUGUAAGUUGCUGUUCAUUUUAAUUUAUGUAUGAAUAUUAAGGGACAUAAUUUGAUGAAUUAAGCAUGUGUAUUUCAGAAGAUUUUUUUUAUAUUAAAGUUUCCAUAUUUAGUUUUUGUUGUGAGGCGUUUAAAUAGGCCAAAAGGCAGUAUCCUCAAAUCCCAAGGGAGCAAGUUGUAUACAAUUUACUGUAAAGUAGUUAAGUCCGAAAGCCGGAGUUAAUUUUUUCAUCACUUUCAGAUUAUAUUAAAUGUUAAGUGAUGGUGGGGGAGGGGGGGGGCUAGACUUAUUGUUUGUGGAGUCUCUCUUAUUUGUGUACUUGUGUGGUGUAUCUGUUUCACUUACUAAACAAGCCAUGUCUCGUGUACAACUAACAUUCCAAUUUGAAUACUGUACUACACAUUUGUGUAGAAGUUUGGCAUAUAAAGCUGAACAGUCCUAUGGAACCCCAACCUCUGCUUCAGAGUAUAAACUGGCUUAUUGUCCGCUACUGGUGAAACCGGAGGGGACUUAUGGUUUGCGCUCUGUGUGUCCGUCAGUCUGUCAUACUUUGCUGGAUCCUGAGAUAACUUUAAAAGUUCUUAAUAUUUUUUCAUGAAACUUGAAGCAUGGAUAGAUGGCAAUAUGGAGAUUAUGCACGUCAUUUCAUUUUGUUCCUACGUCAACAAUUCUGGUUUCUAUGGCAACACAUAUUUAUUUUAAAAAUUUUAAAAAAUCUGACAAUGGUGGAGUUUCACCGGUAGGGGAUCAUUUUGCUUGACAAUAGUCUUGUUUAGUAUAUAUUAUAUUUGGUAUAAACAUCGUAUUUAGUUAUCUGCAUAGUAUAUUCUGCGGGAUUUUAAGACGUGUUGAACUUGAAUGCCUAUAGUAGUUUGCAUAGUUUCUUUCUUGUAAUUACAUUAUCAAACGAACAUUUGUGCACAUAUAAUAUUGUUGAUAACUGCAACUGUAUAUUUUCAUAUUUUCUUGUUUCAUUUUCCUGCAAAUCCAUGAAACAAGUAUGUUUGUGUUACAACAUCGAUUCUACUUGGUCAUCAUGUAAAUGGGAUCAUUAAGGUGAAGCGAUCCCUGUAUAUACAUGUAUGCACAAAUGAUGCUUAAGUUAAUGUACGUUGUUAGGAGGAAAUAUGUUUUUGUUGUGUAUAUAAGUAACUUAAUAUUUGUUAACAUGGAUCAUUAUUGUAUGUUGCAAAUGUACAUUAAUAUUGAGGUGUAUGACAUUUGUAAGUUGAUGAUUUGGUUUGAUGUUAUUACUGCAAUGGAAUAAAGUAAUGAAAUUUA
Dreissena polymorpha is the source of this 7019-nucleotide messenger RNA. RefSeq names its product transmembrane 9 superfamily member 3-like. NCBI's taxonomy places the organism in Eukaryota, Metazoa, Mollusca, Bivalvia, Myida, Dreissenidae. The coding region runs from base 112 to 1857 and encodes 581 amino acids. Gene Ontology annotation, biological process: protein localization to membrane. Gene Ontology annotation, cellular component: membrane. The record is from RefSeq and is a predicted model, not a curated record. The transcript is spliced from 15 exons.